Messenger RNA from Purpureocillium takamizusanense, 774 nucleotides. RefSeq lists its product as uncharacterized. The transcript has 2 exons. The record is from RefSeq and is a predicted model, not a curated record. The coding region runs from base 195 to 647 and encodes 150 amino acids. NCBI's taxonomy places the organism in Eukaryota, Fungi, Ascomycota, Sordariomycetes, Hypocreales, Ophiocordycipitaceae.
AACCGAGAACGAGGGGCAGCUACCAGUUCGGACGGUGCGAGCACGACACCCCGUCUCUUGCGCACCGUACUACCGAGAGCGAGAUUCUCCGGCAUUGGCGGCACGAUCCCGGCCGACGACGGUUGUCGGUGCUGCUGUGAGCGCCUGUGAGAAGCCAGUCGACCUCGGAAGGCGCGCGGUUUUUGGGUCAGAGGAUGGCAGGGCCAGAUUCUCCCGCGGGUGCUCCCGUGGCGGAGGCGCCGGCCAAGAGCGCGCUGGGCCAUCUUCACGACUGGGGAUCCUCCUCCAUGCCGCCCUCGCUGCUCGCCACGCUCAUCACCGCAUUGCACGCGCGGCCGCUGCAGCCGCUGCCGCUCUUUCUCUUCACGCCCCCGCUACUCUUCUCCUCGUACCUCAACCUCGCGGGCUACCCGACGGGCAGCGCGGGACUCACCGCCGCGUGGUCCGGCCUGUACGCGCUGCUGGCGCUGCGGAGGCGGCAGCCGUUCCGCGCCAAGUUCUCGGCUCGCGGCCUCGUGCGCGGCGCGGCCAUCGGCAUGGGCGCGACCAACUGCGUCGCCGGUGGGUGGGUGUACUUUAUGGGUGACUUUGAGAAGGACGAGGCGGAGCGCAGGAGCCGAAAGAGGUGGGAGAAAAAGGACGAGUAAGACCGAUUAGACAGCGGCGUCUCGGCCGUGGCAUCUCGGGGUGCCGGUUUCUUGAAGACGACGGAGGCCUGUAUCAAUAGUGUACCAUGGCGUAAUGAACCUCUGAAACUCUAUGAAGCUAAUGUGG